Messenger RNA from Saprolegnia diclina VS20, 198 nucleotides. RefSeq lists its product as hypothetical. The coding region runs from base 1 to 198 and encodes 65 amino acids. The transcript has 2 exons. NCBI's taxonomy places the organism in Eukaryota, Oomycota, Saprolegniomycetes, Saprolegniales, Saprolegniaceae. The record is from RefSeq and is a predicted model, not a curated record.
AUGGACCGCAAGGUCGUCCAGUACUGCCGCUUUCCCGGUCUGCGCUACGUGCUCUGCAUCUUCGUGUCGCCCGACAUGGGCAUCCGCGAUCGUCGGCUCUUGGCGCUGCCUAACGAAAUGGCUCUUCCCGGGCGCUUUCCCCCCGAGUUGGUCCUUGAUGUCCACCCGAUCUUGGAAGACGCCUCGCUCGAGGAGUGA